Penicillium canescens is the source of this 1602-nucleotide messenger RNA. RefSeq lists its product as uncharacterized. Bases 1 to 1602 code for a protein of 533 amino acids. Gene Ontology annotation, cellular component: membrane. Lineage: Eukaryota; Fungi; Ascomycota; Eurotiomycetes; Eurotiales; Aspergillaceae. The record is from RefSeq and is a predicted model, not a curated record. The transcript has 2 exons. Gene Ontology annotation, biological process: transmembrane transport; carbohydrate transport. Gene Ontology annotation, molecular function: carbohydrate:proton symporter activity.
AUGGCCCCCUUUAUGCCAAAUACCGAGUUGCCAUAUACAGUCGGUGCGAUAGUGGGCGGACGCACUGGACGAUCAUGGGUCACCAACUCUGGUAUCAUCAAGCUCAACUUAAUGCUUGCUAUUUUCCAGAUCUCAAGUUAUGCCACUGGAUAUGAUGGAUCCAUGAUGAAUGGCCUCCAGUCCCUUACUACCUGGCAGAAAUCUUUCAACAACCCCGGAGCUUCUGAGCUUGGCCUCUUAAACGCCAUCCAGAAUGUCGGCCAACUAAUCACCAUGCCAAUCUGCGCCUUUAGCUGCGAUAAGUUCGGACGCCGUCCGGUGCUUUUUGUUGGCGCCUUUAUUCUCAUAAUAGGUGUCACCUUACAAGCCGCGGCACAAAAUGUCGGCAUGUUCAUCGCAGCUCGUGGCAUCAUCGGUAUGGGCCUUGUCCUAAAUAUCACUGCGGCACCACUGCUUCUCUUGGAGUUGGCGUUUCCUCGACAGCAAGGCCCACAGGUAGCCAUAUACAACAGCUUGUGGAACUUAGGUGCUCUUGUCGCCGCAUGGGUUACUUACGGCACGUUCCGCAUCGAAAACACCUGGGCGUGGCGCAUCCCGUCCCUCCUCCAAGGCCUGUCCAGCGUGAUCCAACUCGGACUUUGCUUUCUCAUUGAGGAGUCGCCACGCUGGCUCAUCAGCAAGGAACGCGACGAGGAAGCGAGGAAGUUGAUUUGCAAAUAUCACGCCAACGGCGAUGAUUCUGAUCCCCUCGUCACCCUGGAGAUGGCGGAAAUUCGCACUGCGCUUCAACUCGAGACUGAAGCCAGACGCAAUACCUCGUAUUUGACCUUCUUCCAGAGUAAAGGCAAUAUCAGGCGCUUUUUCAUCAUUCUGUCGGUGGGAUUCUUCUCACAGUGGAGCGGGAACGGCCUCAUUUCGUACUAUCUGACACUGGUUCUUAACUCAAUUGGCUAUACAGCGGAGAGCACUCAGACUCUCAUCAAUGCUCUGCUCACACUAUGGUCUAUGAUCUGGAGUCUUGUUUUCGCCGCCUUGAUGAACAAAUUCGGUCGGCGAACCCUCUUCCUCAUCUCCACAGGAGGUUUACUGGCAGUCUAUAUUGUGUGGACGGCGCUCGAAGCCACUUACGAGAAGACGACGGCGCUUGAUGGAAUUGGAGGUGACGGCUACGCAAAAGGUGUUCUAGCAAUGGUAUUCCUGUACAACUUCUUUUUCUCCAUUGGCUGGACACCUCUACAGGUAACAUACUGCAUCGAGAUCCUACCCUUCGAUCUACGUGCCCGAGGUCUCGUUCUUUAUAACCUUUUUGUCGCACUUGCGGGAAUCUUUAACCAGUAUGUGAACCCCAUCGGUGUCACGAAUAGCAAGUGGAAGUUCUACAUUACGUAUGAUGUUUGGCUGGCUUUUGAGCUUGUGGUGGUUUACUUCCUUUUUGUGGAGACCGGCAAUCUCAGUCUGGAGGAGACGGCCGUGAUCUUGGAUGGAGAGGAAUAUGGAAACAAAUUUGUUGGAGUUUCGGCAUCGAUAGCGGAGAAAAGGCUUGGCGAGAAUACGAAGGCUCAGGCAAUGGUCGAUAGCAAAGUGGUCACCGAAGAUCUGUGA